This is a messenger RNA of Phlebotomus argentipes, 577 nucleotides long. Its product is annotated as adult-specific cuticular protein ACP-20-like. The record is from RefSeq and is a predicted model, not a curated record. Bases 7 to 399 code for a protein of 130 amino acids. Lineage: Eukaryota; Metazoa; Arthropoda; Insecta; Diptera; Psychodidae. The transcript is spliced from 3 exons. Gene Ontology annotation, cellular component: extracellular matrix.
AUCAUCAUGCAGUUGAUCAAGAGUGCUUUCUGUCUGAUCGUCAUCGUAGCUGCCGUCGCCGCCUUCCCCGGCCACGCUGAGAGCUACGCCAACCACAACAGCCACCACCACGGCGGUGACUACCAUCACGAAGAGGAGCACCAUCAUGCCCCAGCGCCCUACAAGUUCGAGUACGGCGUGAAGGACUUCCACACGGGAGACAACAAGGAAGCCUGGGAGCACUCAGACGGGCACGUGGUGAAGGGCGCCUACUCCUUCCACGAGGCUGAUGGCACCAAGCGCAUUGUGGAGUACACCGCCGAUCCCCACAAUGGUUUCAACGCUGUGGUGAAGCGCGUCGGACACGCCGACCAUCCACAGGUGCACCACCAUCAUCAUCACCACGAGGAAGGAUACUAAGGCCAUAGCAAUCCAGCACAUCCACUCACUUAGUCAUUCCCGGAUUCGACCCACAGUCAUCAGAAACCGUACCUCAACACCCACACCCCUCUUCUAUUUCUUCUUCCCCUGUCCAGCCCAAUCAUGUGUAGACAAUUUAAUUGAUUCUUGCGCGUUCCGUGUAACCAAAGUCAAUAAA